AUGAAACAAAAAUUUUCAGCCCUUGAUGUGAGGGCCAUGGUGUCCGAUUUAAAAGAAAAGAUUCAUACGACACAAUUUUCUCGGGAUAAAUCGAUUACUCCUUCACCUUUUUGUAUAAAGGGAAAUAUAAUCUUUACAGAUCAUGAAUAUACAAUAUUAUCAUUAUUACGUGUCGUUCAAUCUAAAGAAAAUGAAAAGAUUGCCGUUGGCCAAAUAUACAAUGUCAAUGCUGUAUCUCGUGUAGGCGAUCCUGUAACGAGAUUUCGUUUACGGGAUGUACUGAUUGAUCAAACUUCCAAAGAUUCGCUAAAAAAAGUGUUAAAUGCUAAGUUGAGUUACGGUCAGUCAUUGACUGAGCAUGCCAUUCGCUUCGCAAAUCUGGAUCCGAAUAUGAAAGUCGGAACAGUUGACAAAUCUGAAGAUUCAUCGCAUUUAAGUGCUUUAGAAGCUGGUUUCUCUGAAUUUCAUCCUUUUCUUUUCGAACAACAUAAAUUGAAACCCUACAAAGAAUUUGAUUCAUUUGAUUUGGCCGUCGAUGAGUACUACUCAUCUAUGGAAAGCCAAAAAUUAUUAUUAAAAGAGAGAAACCAGGAGAAAGCUGCACUGAAAAAGUUGGAAGCCAUUAAAAAAGAGCAAUAUUCUAGAGUGGAAAAUUUGCAAAGUGCACAGGAGAUUAACAUGCGUAAAGCUAGAUUAAUCGAGUCAAACGUCGAUAUAGUAGAUCAGGCUAUUAUAGUAAUAAGAAACGCUAUUGCUAGUUCAAUGGAUUGGAAAGAUCUUGAAAACCUAGUUAUGGAAGAAAAAAAAAAAGGGAAUCCAAUAGCUGCUAUAAUUGCGGGAUUGAAGCUUGAAAUGAAUCAGAUUACAUUGGAGUCAGAAGAAAUAGAUGAGACUUUUUAUGAUUCUUCAGAUGAAGAAUCUGAAGGAGAGCGGAACAAUAUGCAAGAGACAGUACAAGAUAAAGUUGAUGUUGAUAUAUACUUAUCUGCAUAUGCUAAUGCGAGGAAAUUCUAUGAUGUAAAAAAGCAGUCCAUGAUUAAACAAGCAAAGACUUUAGCUGUUGCUGAUAAAGUUUGUAUUAAAACAGCGCACCAACAAAUCGCCGAACAAAAAAUUAAACAAGACCUUAAAGAAACAAAAACAACCGCAUCCAUAAAUAAGAUUCGCAAGCCUUUUUGGUUUGAAAAAUUUUUAUGGUUUGUCUCAUCCGAAAAUUAUCUUGUCAUCGCUGGGCGUGACAUGCAACAAAAUGAAUUGUUGGUUAAACGAUAUCUUCGUAAAGGCGAUUUGUACGUCCACGCCGAUUUGCACGGUGCUGCUUCAGUUGUUAUUAAGAAUCCUAAUGACAGUCAGCCGGUGCCUCCGAGCACACUUUUUCAAGCUGGAACUAUGUCUGUCUGCCAAAGUAAAGCCUGGGAAGCGAAGAUAGUUACUAGCGCGUAUUGGGUCCACGCGGAUCAAGUAUCUAAAACCGCCCCGAGUGGGGAAUACCUUACAACUGGUUCUUUUAUGAUUCGUGGUAAAAAGAACUUUCUACCACCUGUACAAUUGGUAUAUGGUCUUGGCUUAUUUUUCAAAGUGGAUGAACAAAGCAUUGCAAAUCAUUUGCAUGAACGGCGUCCACUAAAGGCUGAAGAAUCAAGUGAAAUAGAAAAAUCAGUGAAUCAAAAUAAUAAUAUUAAAGAGCUUUGCCUUGAUGAUAAUAGUACUGAUAGUGAACCAGAAGGCGUGGCUGAAACAGAUGUUCAAACAACCAAAAUAGAAAGUAUUGAAGAGGCAAAGUUGAAUGAAAGUGAAGAUGAGAGUUACUACAAUGAAGAAGAAACGCAAGAACAGGCAUUAAAUCAACAAUUAGAUUUAAGUGAAAAAUUGCAGAGUUCUAUGAAACUCGAUAUCCCAGCUUGGGAUAAGUAUAAUCUGGAUGAGUAUGGUGAAGAUAAAGAUGCUGAAGAGGAUAUCAAUCAAGGAAGCAGUGAUAAAUCGCAAAAACAAGAUGCUAUUGGGGAUAAAGAUUUUAAACCUCUUGUACCGUCUGCCUCUGAUUCACCUGGAGAUUUAGUAUCACAAAAAGGAUCAAAUGUUUCUGGGAAAGGAAAGCAAACAAAAUCAGUACAAACACCUCGUGGCAAAAAAGGAAAAUUGAAAAAAUUGAAGGACAAGUAUGCUGACCAAGAUGAAGAUGAAAGAUCCUUACGCAUGGAGUUGCUUGGCAAGAAAGGGAAAAAGGAAACGCAGAAUCAAACAGUUUCUAAACAAACUACAAGUAAUUUGAAAGAGAAUUCAAUUGACUUGAACAAAUCUCAAAACGAUACGCAAGAAGAUCCAACAUCUCAAAAUCAGGAAGCGGAACUUGAAGAGCUUGACGAAAAUUUGAUUUCAGGAAUUAAAAAUGAAGAAGCCGAAGAGAUUCGUCAACUUUUGAAGGAAGAAAAUAUUACACUUUUGGAAUCUGAUGCAAUAGUGACUUGCAAAACCGCUACCACAUUUUUCCUAAAUGAUCCGACUAUGACACCACGCGAAAAAGAACUAGUCAAGAGUAUUCCUGAUAUGGAAAUGAUAUCAGUAAUGUUGGGCAAAAGUAAAGUAUCUGCACCAAAUAUUGAGCAAUCUAAAAAAACGGCGAAAAGACGUAAAGCAACAAAUAAGGAGGUUUAA
Messenger RNA from Racocetra fulgida, 2655 nucleotides. The record is from the annotation of a GenBank genome assembly. NCBI's taxonomy places the organism in Eukaryota, Fungi, Glomeromycota, Glomeromycetes, Diversisporales, Gigasporaceae.